Messenger RNA from Trichoplax adhaerens, 2124 nucleotides. RefSeq lists its product as uncharacterized. Gene Ontology annotation, molecular function: protein binding. The transcript has 2 exons. NCBI's taxonomy places the organism in Eukaryota, Metazoa, Placozoa, Uniplacotomia, Trichoplacea, Trichoplacidae. Bases 1 to 2124 code for a protein of 707 amino acids. The record is from RefSeq and is a predicted model, not a curated record.
AUGGCCGAACAUACUAUCGACUACCCAAAAUCGACAAUCGAUAAAAUUAAAUCCAUUCAUAAAGCUGGCUUAAAAGAACAUUAUAUUGGAUUGUCUCAAAAAGCUCUAAACAACUAUAACAGAGCAAUAAAGUUAAUUGAUGAGCUAAAAAAUCAAGAUUCCAUUCAAACUGAGCUCUUAUUUGAUAUCUAUCUGGAUAUUUCAGCGGUUUAUUGUUCACAGGAAGAAUAUUCAUUGGCAACAGAUUACGUAGAUCAAGCACGUCAAUUAGCUGAAAAAUUAUUUGAUCAGCUUCGAAUCGCUAAAUGCGUAGACAAUUAUGGAUGUAUUAAGUUAGGCAGGUGUAUGUAUGACGAUGCAUUGCAAGAUUUCAAUCAAGCUUUGCGGGUAAAAUUGGAUAUUUUGGGUGAUCAUAAUCUCGAUAUUGCUACAACAUAUCAUAACAUGGGAGAUGCUUACUAUUUUCGAAAGGAAAAAGAACAGGGGGUAAAGAUGUAUGAAAAAGCUCUAAAAAUACGGCAAGAAAUAUUAGGAAAUAAGUCUUUAGAAGUUGCAGAUUUAUAUGAAGAUAUAGGACUGGCACUUUUUGAUGCCAAAGAACCCGAUACUGAAGACCGCGUUUUGCCUUUAUUUCAACAAAAUUUAGAUAUUCGAUUAGAAGUUUUAGGAAAUCACAAUAACGCCAUCGCAAGAUCUUAUCAUAACUUUGCUUGGAUGUACUAUAAGCUAGGCCGUUAUGAAAAGGCUAUACCGAUGUAUCAAAAGAGUCUCGCUAUCAAACUAGAAAUAUUAGGAAAUAAGCAUUUAGAUGUUUCUCAUAUCUACAACAUGCUUGGCACAAUCUACUAUAAUCAAUCCGAGUAUGAUCAAGCAAUAGCAAUGUUGCAAGAAUAUUUAAAAUCAGAGCAAGACAAUGAUGAAACUGAUGUCAAGAAAAUGAAUGCAGUCUGCUACAAGUUAGGAAUCUCUUAUGCAAAAUUAAAUCAGUAUGAUAAAGCUAUAACAACAUUACAAAAAUGCUGCCAUUCUAAGCAAGAAUUGUUGGGCAAAAGUAAUUUGGAGGUUGCAAAUUUAUUAUAUGAAAUUGCCACUGCUUACUGGAAUAAAGAUGAUUAUGAUCUGGCCAGAUCCACCUAUCAAGAUUGCUUAACUAUUAAAUUAGAUAUCAUUGGAAAGAAGGAUGCCGAAAUCGCUAAUCUUUAUUAUCGUAUAGGAAAUACUUACUAUCUGCAAUCUAAACGUGAUGAUGCGUUAAAAAUGUACCAGGAAUGCUUUACUAUUCAGCAAGAGGUAUUGAAUGAUGAUGAUCUAGAAAUUGCAGAAACGUAUAAGUGUAUAGGACGUAUCUAUGCUGAGCAAUUACAUUACGAAGAUGCUAUUUUAAUGCAUCGAAAAUGUUUAGAUAUUCAAUUAAAAAAGUUGGAGGGUGAUAAUGAAAAUAUAGCAAUAACAUACGAAAAUAUGGCUCAAUGUUACGAUGAUAUGAUGGAUUAUAAAAAUGCUCUAUUUAUGUAUCAGAAUUGUGUAAAUAUUCAACAAAAACUAUUUGGAGAACAUAGCUUGCAAGUCUUAAAAUCUUAUCAUCAUAUGGCUGUCCUGUAUUUUAAAGGAAAAAAUUACAAGGAUACACUUUCAACGUUGCAAAAGAUGGAAGAAUGCUUACAAGAAAAUCCCCAUGAUCAAGAAGCAGCUGACCUAUAUGCUGACUUUGGUCACUAUUAUACUAGGCUCUCGCAAUAUGAAAAUGCUCUUGAAUACUAUCAAAAGGGCUUAGCAAUUCACCAGAAAAUGUCCGAUGCCAAUAAAUUACAUAUUGCAGAAUGUUAUGAAGAUAUUGCAAACACCUUUACCAAAUUAUCCAAAUAUGAUAAAGCAAUCGAUAUGCAUCAGAAAUGUUUAGCAAUUCGCUUGCAGUCUGCAGAGGACAAACGCAAUAAUUCAGAAAUUAUCAAAUCCUAUAACUCCCUCGUUGAAAUUCAUACUCAGCAAGAGAAUAAUGACAAAGCUCAAGAUAUGCAGGAGAAGUGCCUAAAUUUUAAGAAGAAAGUAAAAGGAGAGAAGAAUUGCAAGGAGAAGAUUGCAGAUACUCUAGUAGUGACAUCAUUAGAAUCAAAAAUGAAAUAG